AUGAACUCACGAGAGCAUUCAGAGAUCCCGCCUGCUCCGUCAUACCCUUCUCCCAACGCUGCCCAGAUAGCGCAGGGCACCGUGUCUUACUAUGCCAACCAGCGCCAUCUGACCGCUGAUGAGCUUCAUUUGUCAGCAGAGCUCUCCCGCGAGGUCGCCGGCGCGAGUGUCGAUGGCGGCAACGCUGCGUCGGUAGCUGCUGCUGCCACUGCGGCCGCUGCUGCCGCUAACGGACUGCCCCAUAGCCAGGGAAUGGUGCUAGGCUCAUCUGGACCCAACGCUGACGGAGCGGUGGGCGUCGACCAGCAACAGGUUCGACAGCAGCAGCAACGACAGCAACAGCAGCAGCAGGAUCACCAGGUACAGCAGCCUUCUCAGGGUCAGCAGCAUAUGCUUCAGUUCUCCUCGACGCAGCAGUCUGGUGUCGACCCAAACCAUGACUUGAGCUAUGGCGAUCAGAGCGCGCGCCGGAAGCGUUCAAAGGUCUCUCGCGCCUGUGAUGAGUGUCGUAGGAAGAAGGUCCGAUGUGAUGCCACCUCUGAAGCUGGUGUCGAGACUUGUUCAAAUUGUCGUCGUACAGGGGCAACCUGCGAGUUCAGCCGCGUCCCAAUGAAGCGAGGUCCAAGCAAAGGAUAUAUCAAGGAGCUGGCAGACCGUAUCAACAGUCUGGAGACUCAAAUGCAGCCGCCAAUGCAGACAGGGGAUAUGCACUAUCAGCAAAUGAACGAAGAUGGCACGUCUGCACGGGGUUAUCAGGAUUUCUCUCCAUCUAUGGAUAACCAGGGACUCACCCGAAAGAGAACCCUAUCGAUGUCUGAGGGUCUUCCCAACGCCUUCAUGCAGCCUCCUUUCAUCCAAGGAGCUCGUCCAACAUCAGUAGGCGGAUGGCCUGUGCAAGGACCAACGAAGGACGCCACCCAUGCAGCUGAUCUGGCUGCUUUAGAUGAAUACGGGACUGUACAAAAUGGAAGUACAAGGGUAGUGCAGCCAUUCUGGUCCCAAGAGCUGCCGGAGUCCGCACAACAACCCGCCAUAGACCUAGAAAAGCUGGAAUCACUUCCUGCACCAGUGGAAGUUGACGAGGAAGUUCUUAAUGCUUACUACCAGCAUAUCCAUCCUAUUUUCCCAGUUCUACCGAACUCUCGGGAUCUUCUUUCCCAGUAUCUCAAAUCAGCCAGUCGCCAAAUCCAAGAAACUUUCUUGCACUCGUUAUUCGCCGUGACAGGUGCCAACCUGUCAAGAGCGGAAAAGACAUGGCAGGAAAUCCCAACGUUCCAACGAGCACAGGAUCAUCUAACAGAAAGUCUGCGCGAGGACCCUCGCUCUCGGUCCCAAGCGACCAAUUUUGUCCUCCUUUUUACUUUUAUCCUGUUGAUUAUUGAUGCCGAUGCCAAGGGCCCGGAAAAUCUCCACGGCCAGAAUGGGAUUAGCAAGACGGUCCUCGUUGAUGCUGCGUUCCCUGUCGCACACCAUCUCGCGCGGUCUUAUGACCAGCUUGACAGCUGUAAUAUAAAUGAUAAGGAUGUCGAUUCCGAUGGCAACCUUGCAAGAAAGAAUUGGACUGUCCUCAUGAUUUUGUCCCGCUGGCAUAGUCUAAGCGUGGCUGGUCGCGAUGUAUUCGGUGUUUCCGAAGCUGCUAUGCCCGAGGAUCGCGGCAUCCUCAGCUUCGCUUCUCUGCAGCUUGCCCGUUAUUCGACAUCGGUCUCCGAAAUUAUUGAGGUCUUCUUCGACAACUCUGUUCAUCCUUCGUUUGGGCGGAUGAACAGCCACUCUCUCCGCCGUCUCUACUAUGGCCAACUUAAACGUCUCAAGGACCUUGAGUCCUGGCAUGAAUCUACUGGCGAUGAUGAAAUGAGCGCACUCUACACCGAAUCCGUUUGCCCGCUACUAUUCUGGACCCUCACUCUCCUCUUGAAAAGACAGCUCUACACAUCCGUCCCUGCUGAGGUGAUGUAUCCUGCCCAAGUCAUCCUCGAACUUCUCCAGCAGCACUCCGACUCAGCUAAGUUCAUUGCAUCGCCGUUCCACCACCAUGCUUUGGCCCUUGCUAUCAUGACCCUGCUGGAGGCAACUGACCUCCCUGAGCUGGCAGCAGAUGCGUGGAUCUCCCUAGACAAAGCUCUCCAGAUCCUCAGCCAGCGCGAUAAGCAUACCUCGACAGCCGAAGAGUUUGGAAACAUAUUUGCCAACCGGUCAUGGGGAGAAUGUUUCCGUGCAAUGAUUGAAGUCAAGGUUGCUGCUUUCCGGUCCACACAGCAAGGUUCUGGUGCAGUGGGAUCUAAUGAACAGCGCUCCCUAGAACAUCUGGCAGACUUGGCCGUUGGAGCUGGUGGUGCAGCUGCAGCUGCAGCAGCCGCCGCCGCUACUGCUGCUGGCACAAAUUCAGAUAAUCAGGCCGCCCGUACUGGAGCUGCAGGCACUGAGGAUGCUGCUAAUGGUAGCCAGGCGAACGCUAAUGCAGACAACGCUACAGGCCAAAAGGAUAGAGCAGAUAUACGCGUCUAUGUUGACUUUACACAACUGACCAAGAGAGGAUAUCUCAACGUCUUUGCUGGGCUAUAG
Molecule: messenger RNA, 2562 nt
Organism: Nannizzia gypsea CBS 118893
Lineage: Eukaryota; Fungi; Ascomycota; Eurotiomycetes; Onygenales; Arthrodermataceae
Exons: 5
Coding region: 1-2562 (853 amino acids)
Cellular component (GO): nucleus
Molecular function (GO): zinc ion binding; DNA-binding transcription factor activity, RNA polymerase II-specific
Source: RefSeq, a predicted model, not a curated record